Molecule: messenger RNA, 3588 nt
Organism: Hibiscus syriacus
Lineage: Eukaryota; Viridiplantae; Streptophyta; Magnoliopsida; Malvales; Malvaceae
Exons: 5
Coding region: 1-3588 (1195 amino acids)
Source: RefSeq, a predicted model, not a curated record
AUGAGCAAGAAUUGGACUUUUUCCCCCGUCGGAGGCUGUGGCUUUGCUCGUGGUGAAACCUCCAAGAGAUGUAAAACAGUUGAUUUGAUGUGGGGCAAAGCCGCUCCGGUGAAGGUGAGCCUCGCCGGAUCCAACCUUUUUGUUUUCUCUUUCGAUAAUUCCUUGGCCAGGGACUGGGUUUUAGAAAAUGGUCCCUGGCAUGUACAGCAUAAGCCCCUCUUCCUCAGGAAAUGGGAACCGAAUUUGAAGGAGCUGCACUUUGAUUUGGAUCGUAUGCCAAUUUGGAUUCAACUAUUUAAUGUUCCUUUGGAAUUAUUUUCGAAGAAGGGACUCAGCUACAUUGCUAGUGCUAUCGAUAAGCCCUUACACAUGGACUCCAUUACUGCUUCUAGAGCGAGACUUGAGUAUGCUAGGGUCUGUGUUGAAAUUUCUGUUGGCUCGAAAAUUCCAGAUUUUGUUGAUGUGCUUCUUUAUGAUGAGUCUGUAGUGAGAAUUAAGAUUUUUGUACCUUGGCUUCCUGCCUCAUGUGUUGAAUGUAUGAAAUUUGGGCAUUUAAUGAAAUUCUGUCCUUUGGGGAAGAAGAAGGAACAGGUAUGGAAGGCAAAAGCUCCUCCUCAGGAAAUUAAGCAGGGUGUUAUUGACAACAGUCUAGCUGGAUUGGAGGUGAUGAGUGAUGGUGUUGAAACAAUACCAGCUCAGGAGAAAAUUGUUAAUACAAGCCCAACUGAGAUUGUGGUGAAAUGCUCUGGGUUAUGUACUGAGUCCUCGAAUUUUUCUGAACAGUCUAUUCCUAAUAAUGGUACACUAGUGGAAGUGAUGUGUGCAGGGAAGGUCCAUGCUGAUUCUAGUAGGGAUAAUAUGGCGGGUUUAAAUGCUCAUGUGGGGAAUUCAGGAAGUAAUCCCCCUAUUAAACGUGGUCGGGGUAGACCAGCGAAAGAACCUAAAGCUGCUUUAGGAGCUUUAAAAAACAAGUUUGAGAGUGUUUCGAUUAAGGGCUCUUUUGAGGGACAGAGCUUUUGUGUCACUGCAGUGUAUGGAUUGAAUGAUGGUAAUGCUCGGAGACACCUAUGGAACCAAUUAAUCUCCCUGGAUAUUGUCAACCUUCCAUGGCUGGUUGGGGGCGAUUUUAAUAUCAUUUUGAACACUGAGGAGAGCUCGGGUAGCAUCAAUUCUUCUACUCUAGCUGAUAUCUCGGACUUUCGGAGCUGUGUGGAAAACCUAGGGGUUUUUGACCACCCGUUCACUGGUCCCUUACUUACCUGGUCAAACAAGCAGCAGGAUUCGUAUUUAGCUCGCAAGCUGGACCGAGUCCUGGUGAACUCUGCUUGGAUUGAUGCUUUUCCUGAAUCCGAUGUGGAGUUCCUCACCCCGGGGGAUUCUGACCACUGUCCUGCUGUAAUGUGGCUCCGGAAAGCAGCCCCUGUUCCAGUGGAAGGUAAUCCUGCCCAAGUACUUUUUCAAAAGCUCAAACGGUUAAAAUGUCCUCUCAGAUAUCUCAAUAAAAGCCACUUCAAUGACAUCUCCAAUCAGGUGAAACUGAAAAGAGAGGAGCUGAUGUGUAUUCAACUUGUAAAUCUUUCUGUUGGCAGUAUUGUCAACGAUGAAAUGCAAGCUGAGAGGGAGCUUCAUUCCCUUGAAGAAGCUGAGAUGCUUUUUUAUAAGCAAAAGGCUAAAGUCAGUUGGAUAAAUGAGGGUGAUCAAGGUACUCGCUUCUUUCAUUCGAUGGUGGCUAGAAAAAGGAAAAGCAGUACAAUAAGACUUCUUUUUGAUCAAUCUGGUACUAGGCUCGACACUUUCGAUGAUAUGGCAAAUGAGGUGAUCAAAUUAUUUCAGUAUCAGCUGGGUACGACCGAUGCAAAUGUAAAGGGUUGUAGUACAACUACAAUUAAAGAUCUCCUCAAUUACUCCCUUUCCCUGGGUGCUGACACUGUUUUAUGUCGUGAUGUUUCUGACGUGGAGAUUCGGGAAGCCUUAUGGGGACAGGGAAACGACAAGUCCCCUGGACCUGACGGUUAUAAUCCUUUUUUUUAUAAGGUUGCUUGGCCCAUUAUUGGAGUUGAUUUCACAACUACUGUUAGGUAUUGCUUCGACAACUCUUUCAUUCUUCCUGCUUUUAACUCCACAGCUGUUGUCAUUGUUCCCAAAGUGCCAAAUCCUAGCUUAGUCAAAGAUUUCAGGCCUAUUUCUUGUUGCAUUGUGAUUUAUAAGACCAUCACCAGGAUUUUGGUUAAGCGCUUGUCUGUUGUGUUCCCCGACAUGGUAACCAAAAACCAAACUGCUUUCGUUAAAGGGAGAAACAUUGUUGACAACACCCUCCUUGCCCAAGAGAUUGUCAGGGGUUAUAAUAGGAAAAAUAUUUCCCCUAGAUGCACUUUGAAGAUAGACCUCCAGAAGGCUUUCGACUCCCUUGAUUGGAACUUCAUUUUGGUUACUCUGAAGGCAUUGGGCUUGCCUGAGAAAUUUAUUGGUUGGAUUGGGGCAUGCUUCUCUAAACCGAGCUACUCGAUCAUGUUCAAUGGCAGUCUCGUUGGCUAUUUCAGAGGUGGUCGUAGUGUUAGACAAGGCGACCCUCUUUCGCCUUACCUCUUUGUUCUCGCUAUGAACGUUUUAUCGAAUUUGUUGAAUGUGGCAGCUCUUAGAGGCAUUUUUAAGUUUCACCCCAAAUGCAAAAGGAUAGGCUUGACUCAUCUUUGCUUUGCCGACGAUCUCCUCAUUUUCUGCGAAGCCUCCAUUGAUUCUAUCAUUGGUGUGCAAACUGUCUUGGAUGUCUUCUAUUCUUUCUCUGGGCUCAAAUUAAAUAUCAAUAAAUGCGAGAUGUUUGUUGCUGGGAUAUCAGCUGAUCAAUGUAGAUAUCUAAGUGUGAACACGGGGUUUAAAGUAGGAAGCUCCCUGUGCGAUACUUGGGUAUCCCGCUGGCAGAUUAUGGUUCCUGCUGAGGUGAUCAGGAGGGUGGAACAGUUGUGCUCUCGCUUCUUUUGGAAGGGAGCUAAUCUGCCUGCGAAGGGAGCUCGGGUGAGUUGGAAACAGAUAUGCCUUCUAAAGUCUGAAGGGGGUCUUGGGGUCAUUGAUAUCCUUGGCUGGAACAAAGCUUGUUUCGUUAAGCUUAUCAGGAACUUGUUGGCAGAGGAGGGUUCCCUAUGGGUAGCUUGGAUUCGUUCCUAUAUUAUUAAAAGCUCGGACUUUUGGCAGUUGAACUUACCUUCUAAUGCUAGCUGGUACUUCAGGAGAUUGCUGAAGUUGAGACAUGCUGCUCAUCAUUUAUUUGUUAAUCGGGGCAAAGAACUUAGCACAAGGCAGAUUUGGGAGGCCAUUCGCCCUGAGGCACCAAAGGUUGUGUGGCAUCAUCUAGUUUGGUUUGCUGGACGUAUCCCUAAGUACUGUAUUAUUCUUUGGAUGGCAAUCCUGGAUAGACUUCCUACCAGGAUUAGGCUGUUGCGAAUGGGACUUGCCAUAGAUAAUGAUAAGUGCUUGUUAUGUAACUUGGAGUCUGAGACACGGAACCACUUAUUCUUUGAGUGUGACUACGCGAGGAAUCUCUGGAAGGCCAUUCUGCAGCUCUGUGGUGUUAAUCGCCGAGCUUCUCACUAG